Molecule: messenger RNA, 792 nt
Organism: Symbiodinium sp. CCMP2592
Lineage: Eukaryota; Dinophyceae; Suessiales; Symbiodiniaceae
Source: the annotation of a GenBank genome assembly
AUGGCAGCCGAAGCCUUCUUCUUCGAAGUUCCCGACUGCCCCAAGGGGACCAUUCUCAAGUUGAAAGCUCCAGAUGGCAAGACUCUUCAAAUACCACUUCCGCAAGAAGCAGUGCCGGGGGACCACAUGUACCUCUCGAAGACAGAGGGAGGGUCCUGGGCAUUCGACAAAAUCAUCCGGCACAAGUACACGAAAGGAGCAGAGGAUGUGGCUGCAGUUGCGAUGAAGACAGAGGAGGAAGUACAGAAAGAUCUGCGUGGCCCAGAAACGGUUCAGGUACAGCUGGAUACGACGAAGGGCCCAAUCCGACUGACAAUUGUGCCAUCCUGGAGCCCAUUGGGCGCGCAGCGCGCUCUUGACAUGGUGCGUGACGGAUUCCUGCAGGAUCUGGCCAUCUACCGGGGUAUCAAAGGCUUCCUUGUCCAGUUUGGAGUUGUCGAUGAUGAAAAGAAGAAGGCGCCCUACACGCCCCUUCCAGACGACCCCCUUUGCGGGGUGCCAUACCUUGAAGGCACUGUCGGCUUUGCUGCCGCCGGCCCCAACACGCGAGGAUGUCAGCUCUGCCUCUUCUUGGGUGCCGCCCCCUCCCUUGGGCGCAACUCUGUGGAGACGCCCAUUGGUCGCGUCUUACCAGAGAGCAUGGAGACUCUCCAUUCACUGUUUUUGCCGGGAGACAUCCCUCAGUGUGGCGGAAAAGGGCCCGAUCCGCACAAGCUUGCAGAGUCGGGCAACGCUUACAUCCAGGACAACUUUCCCGAGUGUGACUUCGUCACGGGGGCCUCUGUGAUCUGA